Messenger RNA from Malus domestica (apple), 414 nucleotides. Its product is annotated as cyclin-dependent protein kinase inhibitor SMR9. Gene Ontology annotation, cellular component: nucleus. NCBI's taxonomy places the organism in Eukaryota, Viridiplantae, Streptophyta, Magnoliopsida, Rosales, Rosaceae. The record is from RefSeq and is a predicted model, not a curated record. Gene Ontology annotation, biological process: regulation of DNA endoreduplication.
AUGACUCCAGCUGCAAGAACAAGAUCAAAGACAAAAACAACAAGAGAGGCAAAAACAAAAACAACCCAUUUCAAGAAGAAGCUUGUCCGGCCAAAGACUACUACUCAUCAAGAAUUUGCAUCUCCGAAGACUUCGCCUUCGAAUUCAUCCUCCGUGGUCUGCAACGAUGCUCCGAAGAUUGAAGGCGGCAUAGAUGAGUUCGAGGCUGUUGACGAUGUGUCUACGGCAAGCGCCUGCUCCACUCCGAAAGCUCAGAGAUUCCGGAUACCGGAGAUUGUAACCUGUCCACCGGCGCCUAAGAAGAAAAGAGCUAUUUCAUCAAAUUGCUUGUUUCGGAGAUCUCCAAUCGCCUUCUUUGCUCCGCCGGACUUGGAGCUCUUCUUCUGCUUUGCAAAUGGCGGUAUUUCAGUUUAA